AUGGUAGUCGGCUCAUCACUAUGGGUUCGAGAAAGAUCCGUCUAUGCAGAUUCAAGCUACACUGGAAUUCAUACACACCCUAAGAAAUGGGUCACUUUGGAAUGGUGGUCGCUAUACAGCGUCACCCACCAGAAUCAGACAACAGCAGUCGACGCCGCCUGGGAGGCUUUACAGCCAACUCAUGGAAUUGUCGCUGUUGAUUCGCAAUGGGCCGACGAGCGACAGCUUCUGCCAUCAAUGGAGUUGCCUGGCGACACGUCUAAGCGAGUGUAUAUACUCGAAGCUUAUCACAUGCUUCAUUGUCUGAAAAUACUACGGAAGACCUUUUACCAGAUUCUCAGGCGAGAAUCUACCACUUUCAAGCUGCAGCAUUCAAACCAUUGCUUUGACGCUUUGAGGCAGAACAUCAUGUGCAACGCUGACGAUACUCCUUUGUACACUUGGAAUCGUAGGACAGCUGGAGAUGGACAACCUCGAAAAUGUCGAGACUGGAAUAUUCUGCGUGACUGGGCUUCCGAGCACAAAGCCUGCUACCGUAAUAUUGAUGGCAGGGAGGGAGGUCAAUUCAUCCAAUGCGACGAUGAAGUCAAUGCUGACGACGGCUUGAUCGUGGAGAGCUUUGACAAACUCUAA
Messenger RNA from Endocarpon pusillum Z07020, 633 nucleotides. RefSeq lists its product as uncharacterized. Gene Ontology annotation, biological process: mycotoxin biosynthetic process. The record is from RefSeq and is a predicted model, not a curated record. The transcript is spliced from 3 exons. NCBI's taxonomy places the organism in Eukaryota, Fungi, Ascomycota, Eurotiomycetes, Verrucariales, Verrucariaceae. The coding region runs from base 1 to 633 and encodes 210 amino acids.